AUGAAGCUCGUCUGGCCAACACUGCUCGCCCUGUUUCUUCUCAUCGGAAUCCUGGCCAACGCCGAAUCCACGGAGGAGACCCUUCCCUUAACAGAAUCCGAACCGUCUUCAGCUGCCACAGAAGACGACCAACCAGAAAAGCCAACCGAAAAUUCCGAACCGUCGUCACCAUCGGCGGAAGAUGACGACCAACCAAAAGAACCUACCAAAGACGGGGAGUCCUCUGAGCCUGACGACGACGACGACUCCGAAGCGUCAAGCGAGAAGCCAUCGAAAAAGGGCGGAAAAGGGCCAGGUGCCGGGAAGGGACCGUCCCAGAAGGGGAGCUAUGCCGCGACUUACCAGGAAAUUGUUAAAAUUCUUGACUCGGUCGACUUUAAAUCGAUCGAAGAUUUGCACCUGCAGCGGAUGCUGGAGAAUGCCUUCCAGGCGAGGGUUCGCAACCCCGUCCUGGAGCAAACCGGACAAAUUGCGGACUUUGGUGCGAUUGAGAGCUGCUUUGGGAAACUCACCGGAGAGGUGAAGAAGCUCAUCAAUGCCGCUGAAAAGCAGUUUAAGACGUGCAAAACGGGGGGCGGGAAUUCGUCCGGUUGCACCGAUCAGCAGGAGAACGCCUUCGCGGAUGGCAUCAUCAACCUGGCCACGACCCUGCAGGGUUGCAUCUCGAGUAAACGGAAGAAUUAAGGGGGAUUUCACAAUGGUCUUAAAACUAACGAAAGCGAAAUAAAACAAAUCGAUGUUUUGUUUUGUUUUCUUUCUGUCGAAACGUGGAUAAAUAUACCUUUAUUGAAACUCUU
Molecule: messenger RNA, 797 nt
Organism: Culex quinquefasciatus (southern house mosquito)
Lineage: Eukaryota; Metazoa; Arthropoda; Insecta; Diptera; Culicidae
Product: 30 kDa salivary gland allergen Aed a 3
Exons: 2
Coding region: 1-684 (227 amino acids)
Source: RefSeq, a predicted model, not a curated record